CGUGGCCGGUGGGAGGAGCGCGGGCCCGCUGGCUGCCCGCCGGCUGCCCGCUUAUAUAAGCGCAGGCAUCCCGUACCCGUAGUGAGUCUCAACUAUUGUUGUUGUCUCGUAUCUCGUCACUACAGCUACGUCCCUCCCUCAUUCACUCACCGGAACGAUGCUGCGUGUGCUGUUGCUGCUGUGCGUGGUGUGCGCUACACGUCUGGUGGCGGGGCGGUCCGUCCCGCUGCUCCCUCCGCUCUCUAAGUACAUGGCCAACUACGUCAACACGCUGGGCACCACCUGGCAGGCGGGCCACGCGUUUGACGGCGCGUCUGUGGAGGACGUGCGCAGGUUGUGCGGCACCGUGCUGGGAGGGCCCAAGCUGCCGACACGCACACACAAGGUGUCCCAGAGCUUGCCCGACAGCUUUGACGCACGCACGCAGUGGCCCAACUGCCCGACCAUCGGGGAGCUGCGCGACCAAGGCUCCUGCGGCUCCUGCUGGGCGUUUGGCGCCGUGGAGGCCAUGUCUGACCGCUUCUGCAUCCACUCGAAGGGCCAGGUGAACCCCCACGUGUCGGCCGAGGACCUGCUCUCCUGCUGCGAUGAGUGCGGCAUGGGCUGUGAUGGCGGCUACCCCUCCCAGGCCUGGAACUUCUGGACCAGCGCCGGCCUGGUCACCGGCGGCCAGUACGGCAGCGGACAGGGGUGCCGCCCCUACUCCAUCAAGCCGUGUGAGCACCACGUGAAUGGCUCGCGCCCGCCGUGCAGUGGGGAGGGCCCCACGCCCAAGUGCAUGCACGAGUGCGUGCCAGGAUACACGCCGCACUACAAGGCCGACAAGUACUUUGGUAAGAAGGCGUACAACAUCGACUCCGACGAGGGUCAGAUCAAGCAGGAGAUCUUCGACAACGGCCCCGUGGAGGCCGCCUUCACCGUCUACGCUGACUUCCCACAGUACAAGUCCGGAGUGUACCAACACGUGGCGGGCGAGGAGCUGGGGGGCCACGCCAUCAAGAUCCUGGGCUGGGGGGUGGAGGGCAGAGUGCCCUACUGGUUGGUAGCCAACUCCUGGAACGCGGACUGGGGCGACCAUGGCUUCUUUAAGAUCCUCCGCGGGAGCAACGAGUGCGGGAUCGAGGACGAGAUAGUAGCUGGGCUGCCCAGCCUGGGCUGAGCGCAGCAAUGAGCCCCGGUUGGGGGAGUGGGGGGGAUGAUGGAGUGGGUGGCAGCAGGGGAAGCGGGGUCAAGACCAUUGGGCCCG
Lethenteron reissneri (Far Eastern brook lamprey) is the source of this 1246-nucleotide messenger RNA. RefSeq names its product cathepsin B-like. Gene Ontology annotation, molecular function: cysteine-type endopeptidase activity. Lineage: Eukaryota; Metazoa; Chordata; Hyperoartia; Petromyzontiformes; Petromyzontidae. The record is from RefSeq and is a predicted model, not a curated record. Gene Ontology annotation, biological process: proteolysis; regulation of catalytic activity.